Molecule: messenger RNA, 6503 nt
Organism: Trichogramma pretiosum
Lineage: Eukaryota; Metazoa; Arthropoda; Insecta; Hymenoptera; Trichogrammatidae
Gene: Nrx-IV
Product: neurexin-4
Exons: 1
Coding region: 1067-4909 (1280 amino acids)
Source: RefSeq, a predicted model, not a curated record
GCAUCCUAUCCGAUACCUUUACUACUCACACACAGUCCGUGGCCGGAGCAGCAGCAGCGCGUCCACUACUCGCAGUCGUUCGCAGAGUAGGAGCGAGAGAGAGAGAGAGAGAGAGAGUUAAAAAAAAUUCUCUCUUCGCUAUACAUACUAUAUACGCAAACUAUAGAUGUAACGCGCGCGCGGCCGCUCAAUUGAGGCAACGCUGGUAAUAUACCUUGCUGUGUGUGCGAUGUGACUGGCUUUAGGUGUGGCACCGUUUUAUAUACGCGGAGCGCGAAGUGAAGAAGUUUAUAUUAUACACCGGACCAGCAAAAUUGCGAGAAGAAUAACGCGUGGCGUGGCCACCACACAUCACCGCAGAAACUGGCACGCACCAAUUUUUCGACGCCGCGUUUAUAAAUAUACAAAGAAAGAAAAAAGAAAAGUGUCUAUCUUCGGGAGUGAGUGCUGUGUAUCUCUCGCUCUUGCGUAAAAUAAUAUACACGAGAGCCAAAAAAAAAAACGUUACCUCCACACGCGCGUGUGCUAGACGCGCUCGUGAGCUGUGUAUGUGAUAGAAAAAAGGGGCCAUUGCUCGCGGAGCAGAUUUUAUUGAUCAAUCGCCUUUACUACGUAUAUAACGCGCGGCUGGCUGCUACGACUACCAUAACCUGCUGCUCCGAUAAGUGCAGAUAGUUAUGAUAGGCAAUAGUAGUAGUAGUUGUGUGCAUUCUGCGAGGCAUUAGUCAUGGGAGACGUCGCCCCUUCUGCUGCUGCUACUGUCACUGCCGAUGCUGCUACUGUUACGCUUGUUUACGCACGAUUUUGUCACUGAGAUCACUCCAAGACAGUGAAGAAACACAACAGAUUUUGACGAGGUCGACCAAGUGUUGUAGUUUAGGCGAGAGCCCAGCGUGACAAAAAACGAUGCUCCACGCUAAUUCCGUGUGACGCUCUCUUCGUGUGUGUGCGCGUGUUAUAAUACGGUGUAGUGUGCCCGUGCAGAAUUUUUCUCUAAAAUUAGCGGCUGCUGCUGCUGUUCUGGAAAAUCGUCGUCUCUCAAAAGUCAGUGCAGCGCGACUACGAGAUGGCUUCGUUGACGGGUGCAUCGCUGAUGCUACUUGCAUCGGGCCUGCUUUUUUUGGCCACGACCUGUCGGGCUUACGACUACGAUUACUGCGGCUAUCCGUUGCUCGAGAAGGCCAUACUCAAAGCCACGACUUCCGAUACGGAGCGAGGAGCCAAUAAUGCGCGACUCUACGGGCCCAACGUUUGGAUGUCGCAAGUGUCCGAUUUCGGACAAUAUCUCACCAUUGAUCUCAGACAAGUGAUGAAUAUUACUUCCAUUGCGACUCAAGGCAGAGCGCAUUACAAUCAGUUCGUCCAGGAGUACAGUAUUAGCUACGGUACCAAUGGCCUUGACUACUCUGAUUACAAGGAUGUAGAUGGAAAUGUCAAAAUGUUCAAGGGAAACAGAGAUGGGGAUACUGUAAAAAUAAACAAGUUUGAAGUGCCUAUUAUUGCUCAGUGGAUCAGGAUCAAUCCUACUCGCUGGACUGACAGGAUUGCCAUGAGAGUUGAGCUUUACGGAUGCGAAUAUGAUUCUCGCGUCCUCUCUUUCAAUGGUACAUCCUUGGUAAAAUGGGACCUGCUCAGAACUCCUCUGGAAACAGAGAGACAUUCUUUGAGAUUUCGUUUCAAGACCAACAAUGCAGAUGGAGUUCUUAUGUACUCCAGAGGCUCUCAAGGUGAUUUCUUUGCCUUGCAACUUCGUGAUAAUAGAAUGCUACUGAAUAUUGAUCUUGGCUCUGGUGUCAAGACAAGUUUGUCAGUUGGCAGUUUGUUGGAUGAUAAUAUGUGGCAUGAUGUUGUGUUCUCCAGGAAUCGCAAAGACAUUGCUUUCUCUGUCGACAGAGUCUUAAUCAAUGGUCGUGUCCAAGGUGAAUUCCAGAGGCUUGAUUUAAAUAGAGCAUUUUAUAUCGGUGGAGUUCCCAACAAACAAGAAGGUUUAGUGGUCAAUCAGAAUUUCACUGGAUGUAUUGAAAAUUUGUUUUUCAACAGAACAAACAUGAUCAGAGAACUUCAAGAGCUAGAACUCAAUGGUGAAAACUGGCGCUAUCAAACAAUUCACACUACCUACAGUUGCCCCGAACCACCAAUUAUUCCUGUCACUUUUCUCACAUCGGCAUCUUAUGCUAAACUCAAAGGCUACGAAGGUAUGACAUCCUUGAAUAUUUCUCUGUCCUUCAGGACAUACGUAGACCAGGGAAUCAUCAUGUACCACAAGUUCUUCUCUGCUGGACACGUCAAAUUGUUCCUGGAGGAAGGAAAGUUGAAAGUUGAAAUUUCCAAAAGCAACACCGAGCAGUACGGAAUAGGACAGGGAGCCAAAAAGGCCAUUCUCGACAACUUCGACGAGAUGUUCAACGACGGAAAGUGGCACGAAGUCAUUCUCACGCUUGCCAAAAACAGCCUCGUGCUCAACGUUGACGGGCGGCCAAUGAAAACAACGCGUCAGAUGGAGAUCAUCACCGGCGCUCACUACUACAUCGGUGGCAAGAAAGACAGCAACGAGCGCGGCUUCAUCGGCUGCAUGCGAGUCAUUCAGAUCGACGGCAAUUACAAGCUGCCGACCGACUGGAAGGACGACGAGUACUGCUGCAAGUCGUCGAUCGUGUUCGACGCCUGCCAGAUGGUCGAUCGCUGCAAUCCCAAUCCGUGCAAGCAUCUGGGCGUGUGCUCGCAGAACAGCGACGAAUUCUUCUGCGACUGCUCCAACACCGGCUACUCGGGCGCCGUCUGCCACACCUCGCUGAAUCCGCUGUCGUGCGAGGAUCAUCGCAAGGGGCCCAACUCGAGCAAUCAGAAGACCGAGAUCAAGAUCGACGUGGACGGCAGCGGUCCUCUCAAGCCUUUCCCCGUGACCUGCGAGUUCUUCGCCGACGGCCGGGUGACGACGAUCUUGCGCCACAGCAACGAGCACUCGACGCCCGUCGACGGCUUCGAGGAGCCCGGCAGCUUCGUCCAGGACAUACACUACGACGCCGACCUCGAUCAGAUCGAGGCGUUCAUCAACAGGUCGCACGUCUGCCGGCAGCGCAUCAGCUACUCCUGCAAGCACUCGCGGCUCUUCAACACCCCCGUGGUCCAAAGCGAGAACUUCCAGCCCAACUCCUGGUGGGUGAGUCGUAGCAAUCAGAAGAUGGACUACUGGGGCGGUGCUCUGCCGGGCUCGCGCAAGUGCGAGUGCGGCAUUCUGGGCAACUGCGCCCGACCGGAGAAGUGGUGCAACUGCGACAGCGACCUCGAGGGCUGGUUCGAGGACGCCGGCGACAUCACCGAGAAGGAUCAUCUGCCCGUCAAGCAGCUGAGAUUCGGCGACACCGGCACGGCCCUCGACGAGAAGGAGGGCAUGUACACGCUCGGGCCGCUGGUCUGCGAGGGCGACGACUUCUCCACCAACGUGGUGACCUUCCGCAUCGCCGACGCCACGGUCAAUCUGCAGCCCUUCGACAUGGGCCACAGCGGUGACAUCUACUUCGAGUUCAAGACGACCCAGGACAACGCCGUGAUCAUUCACAGUCGCGGCCCUACCGACUACAUCAAGAUCUCCAUCAUCAGCGGCAAUCAGAUACACUUCCAGUACCGAUCGGGCGGCAGCCCGGUGACGGUGAGCGUGCAGACCUCGGCUAAGCUCGCCGACGACAACUGGCACAGCGUCUCCGUGGAGAGGAAUCGCAAGGAGGCCCGAAUCGUCAUCGACGGCGCCUUCAAGAACGAGGUGCGCGAGCCACCGGGCCCGGUGCGCGGGCUGCACCUCACCUCCGACCUGGUCGUGGGCGCCACCACCGAGUACAGGGACGGCUACGUGGGCUGCAUCAGGUCCCUGCUGCUGAACGGCAAGCUGCAGGAUCUACGAGGCGCUGCCAGGCGAGGACUGUACGGCGUGAGCGAGGGCUGCGUGGGUCGCUGCGAGAGCAAUCCCUGCCUCAACAACGGCACCUGCCACGAGCGCUACGACGGCUACUGGUGCGACUGCAGGUGGACGGCCUUCAAGGGACCCAUCUGCGCCGACGAGAUCGGUGUAAAUCUCCGACAAAACUCCAUGAUCAAGUACGACUUCUCGGGCAGUUGGCGCUCGACCAUCACCGAGAAGAUACGAGUCGGCUUCACCACCACCAAUCCCAGAGGCUUCCUGCUUGGCCUGUCGUCCAACAUCUCCGGCGAGUACAUGACUAUCAUGGUGUCGAACAGCGGAUACUUGAGGGUCGUCUUCGACUUCGGCUUCGAGAGGCAAGAAGUCAUCUAUCCUGGCAAGCACUUUGGUCUCGGCCAGUACCACGAUGUGAGAAUCAGUCGUAAGAAUUCCGGCUCGACAUUGGUGAUGCAGGUCGACAAUUACGAGCCCAAGGAAUUCCACUUCAACAUCAAGGCGUCGGCCGACGCCCAAUUCAACAACAUCCAAUACAUGUACAUCGGCAAGAACGAGUCGAUGACCGAGGGUUUCACGGGCUGCGUGUCGAGGGUCGAGUUCGACGACAUCUACCCGCUCAAGCUGCUCUUCCAGGAGAACGGCCCGGGCAACGUUAAAUCGCUGGGCGGCCAACUGACCGAGGACUUCUGCGGCGUAGAACCGAUCACCCAUCCGCCGGGCAUGAUGGAGACGAGGCCACCACCGGAUCUCGACGAGGACAAAGUGCGCGCCGCCUACAACGAGACCGACACCGCCAUACUCGGCAGCGUGCUGGCCAUCAUUCUGCUGAUGCUGGUGAUCAUGGCCGUGCUGAUCGGUCGCUACAUGUCGCGUCACAAGGGAGAGUACCUGACGCAGGAGGACAAGGGCGCGGAGAUCGCCCUGGACCCGGACUCGGCGGUCGUCAACUCGGCGACCGGGCAUCAAGUGCAAAAGCGAAAGGAGUGGUUCAUUUGAUUUUAGGACGAGGGCAAUGCCAAUUUUACCAAUGCGCUCGCGUUAGAUUUCUUUUUAUAAAUGAUUUAUUUACCUUCCGCCUGUUUAUAGAGAAGCCUAUUUUUAUCUAAUAUUGUUUAUCUGCGCAGUUAAAUGCCCAAAAAAAGGAGACAAGGAGAGCUUUCGAGCGGUAUUAUAACUAAUGAAUCUCAAACGUAAAAAACAUAAAAAAACGUAGUCUUCUCGUUAGAUCGUAAUCAAGAGUUAGAUAAUGUUUUUUUGUUUGUUUUUUAACUAUAGAAAUGUAUUAUUUUUAUUUGUAUACAUGUAAUGUAUAAUUUUUAUUAAUUACGCGAAACUUAGAAAAAUAUUGUUUUCUCGAUUGUGUAUGUCAAUAGCGAAUGGAUUUGCGAAGAUCUUCGGGAUCAAGUCUCUCGACGAAAGUCUCUCGUUGCCUGUUUGCUGUAUAAAUAUGAUAUAGAUAUAUUUUUUACUCUGCGACUGCAGUUUUACGUCAAAACGAAAAAAAAAACAAUUCCGUCCUUUGAUAAGACUUUAUUUUACAUCUGAAUGAUUAGAUGAUUGUUUCUCGAGUACUGAGAAAAUCGACGUUAUUCGUUUAUUUUAUUUUUUUUAUUCAAUGUAAUGUAUGAUUUUUUUUUAAUAAAAAAUGAAUUUAUUUAUAAGAAAAAAAUAAACACAACCAAAUUAUUCACGUGCAAAAUGUGAUCGAUUAUUAUCAUUAUUUUGCUUUUUUAACGUAGCACUUUAUUAUGCGUGUUACGCUAAUACGAGAGUGACGAAUUAUGAGGUCUUCUCUCUCUACUGCACCGAGUUUAUAAUUCGGUCAAUUUGCUCAGUACGAGAGUACAUCCGCUUUUUUUCUCAUCUGAGAGUUUCAGAUUGUAAUGAAAGUGAACUUUUGCUUUUUACUGCAUUAAUUUUGCACACUUUUCGUAUAUACCGUCAAGCGAGGCAAUAAAAGCUUUCGAGCACAACAUUCACACACACACACACACACAUACACACUGUACACGUUGUUUGAAACGCGACAGAAAAAAAAAUCAUUCGUUCACGUGCAUACCCAAUUAAACGCAUGAAGUAGUCGACUUUUUACUGUAUUAUAUUUUUCAAUAACGAGAGUAUGUAUAACGGUGGCUAUAUUACGCAAAUAUACAUGCUAACGAACCAAUUGAUUUUCGAUGGAAUAUUUUUAUAUACUCGACUAAAAUUAUUUCUAAUGCUUUUUACAUAUGUAGUUGAUAAAAGUAAACGCGAACCUGUACUAAACCGAUAAAGAUUAAGGAAUUUUUGAUACUAACUCUUAAGGUAAUUGAUAACGAAGUAUUAACCCGAGCAAUAUAUUGUUCGCAAAACAAAUUAUAAUAUUAUAUAAAUAAUGCAUAAUGUGAAACGUAGUACUGCACGUCGCUCAAUCAACUGAAAAGCGACACACCCACCCAAUAUACACCUUCAUAUAAAAUAUAAAAUAAUAUGUUAAUAGAUCUUUUUCACGCGUUUGCAAGUACCAAAGUUGAUUAUAAAUACGACGACAAUGUUAUUUGGUCUUUGUAAUAACGUUUAUAAUAAUGUUAUAUGCUACGAAAAAUGACAG